AAUGAGAGGAGAUUCGGAAGUAGCGUGCAGCAUCAAGGUCGAUGCAUUAAUAUUGUUUGUGUUAAAUUAGUAAUCAUAUAUAUUUUGCCUGUUGGAUGAUAGGAUAUGAUCGAUAUUUCUGGAUGUCAUUCUUCAACGCCAUCGGCAUCAUAAGGUUUUUGAAUAUGUUGUCGUACUUUUAAACUCACUUUCCUGGUAGGUGGAAGUCGAUUAGCUUCAUUGGCACAAAGUUCAUGUUAGCUAGUUAGCCAGGGCGUGUAUUUAUUACGCCUAUUCUUUUGCAAAACGUUUCUUAAACGGAACGACACGGGGAGGGAUCUACCUGCAUUUGACCAAUAGAAACUCUCGUUUUACACCCCAGCUACUGACAACGAAAUGGAGUCGACUGAAAAAAUGUGUUGCGUGGUCACGGUGUCUGAGUCUUUUUCUGAUCAGAAACCUGUAAGCUGUAGUGGAGUCAUCCUGAACUCACAGACUAGUCUCGUGCUCUGCAAUGGUCUUAUCUUUUCUCGCUUUAUGAAUGACAAGGACGCUUUCUCUUCAGAUCACCGGGUCUUGCUACCAGACAGUUUCAGUGGAAAACUCAAAAUUAGCCUAAACAUCCAUGAACAGCGAUAUUUGGACAUAAACCAAUGCGCAUACCAGUCAUGCACCGUCGCGGAGAGCAACAGCACCUCGCGGCAUCAACACCAAGCGACAGCACAGCUGCUGAUGCUCGCUAACUGUUUGGAGUUCAAGAGUGUUUUCGAGAAGAUCUUCAAAGAGUCUGAUAAGUGGAGUUUUUACGGUGGGGAGGAGGAUGAUGAUGCAGAGAUGGUUAGGGAUUCAGAGUUUCUGAGCUGGUUUGCUGUACUCAAGGUACCAGCCUUGGCCAAAGUGUCAAACGUCAACUUUGGAACCAUACCAUGGGCGACCAGCUCCACUCUCCGGAAAGGAUGCACGGUCCUCGCCUGCGGCUCUCCUUUCGGCGCCUUCUGCCCCGAUCUCUUCAUGGGCACACUAAGCAAGGGUAUCAUCAGUAACCUGUCCGGGGAAGGUAACGCUCUCAUUCUCACUGAUGCCCGCUGCCUGCCCGGUACAGAGGGAGGGGGGCUUUUUGUGCCCCACGGAGACCGAACGCUCCUCGUCGGUUUGAUCGUGUCCCCCUUGUGCUGGAAAGCCAGCGAGUGGAUUGGGCUGACGCUUGUGUGCUCGCUCCAGAUGAUUCUGAGGAACAUCACACAGUGUGUGAAUAUUUGCAAUCCACACCAAGAGAUCCACCACAUGCAGGAGCCCACAGACUUCUUUCAAGCCUUACAGAGUGAAACUGAAACUCAGACGUACCCCACAGUGGCCUUAGUAGACGCUGGACAAUUCUGGGGCUCUGGGGUUCUGGUUAGUCCGCGGUUGGUGGUCACCUGUCGACAUGUUGUCAAUGGAAAACCUGUUGUCACCUUGAGAUUCAACACCAAUGACAGGUUUCAUGCCGUGGUGAGUGAUGUCCUGUACUCCACCAAGGCAUCGUCUCCCUAUGAUGUAGCCGUCGUGCAGCUAAGACACCUUCCCCCGGAGGUAGUCGUGUCACGCUUGGCCACAUCGUUUACACCAGGUGAGGACGUGGUGGUGGUGGGUUACGGAGCUUUCGGCCAGCGUUGUGGUCCCUCUCUGACCAGUGGCAUCCUGUCCAGGGCCAUCAGCUGUCAUGGCCAGGCUGUCAUGCUGCAGACAACCGCUGCAGUGCAGGCAGGGGCCAGCGGAGGAGCUGUGGUGCGGGCAGGAUCAGGAGAGCUGCUAGGUCUGGUUUCCAGUAACACCAGAGACUUUUCUGCCAAGGUAACCUACCCUCACCUGAACUUCAGUGUCCCAAUGACUGUCUUGGAACCGUUGCUACGGCGAUACGCCCAGAAGGGCGACAUUGGUGUGUUCCGGGACUUGGAUACGACCGAUGAGGGAGUCAGGAGGGUGUGGAGGCUACAGACUGCUCAGAGCAAACUGUGACUAAUUACACACACAGACUAACUUCUAUCAGGCAAUAACUUUCUCACUUUUCUAUGACCUUUUUUUAAGGUUCUACUAAUAUCAGUUUGAAAUGUGAGAACGUUUAUCUACCGUCACGUCAUUUCUUAGGCUUGCUAACACCAGCCUUUCUAAGUCCUUGACUGUGAGUCACAGCUCGCGUGCCAGCCAGACUAGACUUGUCUCUCCUCAAUGUUACAAUACCACCGUAACAUGAUCACCACGAGUGGACCAGAGCUGACCAACGUUCCAUCUUUGAAGUACUGGUAUUUGAAAUGGGUUGAUUUUAGUACAUAUAUGAUUCAUUCAUACUACUGUCUGAGCCACUGAAACUGUCUUCUUGUGUAACAUAUUGUUCUCAGACAAUAAAGAUCUUAUAUGAUAGGAUUGA
This is a messenger RNA of Oncorhynchus kisutch (coho salmon), 2386 nucleotides long. It is a transcript of the gene tysnd1, whose product is annotated as trypsin like peroxisomal matrix peptidase 1. The transcript is spliced from 5 exons. Bases 376 to 1977 code for a protein of 533 amino acids. The record is from RefSeq and is a predicted model, not a curated record. Gene Ontology annotation, cellular component: peroxisome. NCBI's taxonomy places the organism in Eukaryota, Metazoa, Chordata, Actinopteri, Salmoniformes, Salmonidae. Gene Ontology annotation, biological process: protein processing; regulation of fatty acid beta-oxidation. Gene Ontology annotation, molecular function: serine-type endopeptidase activity.